AUGAGUUACUUCCAAUCUUCAGCGGGGUUUAGAGGUGAAUCUUUGGGAUUCAAGAGGAAUUUCAGCUGGGUAUUUCUGGUGGAUUGGAUUCUGACAGUUAUUCUUACCCUUGCAACACUAUUCUACUUAUCUAGAGCGUUUGCCUAUGGGGUUACUUUCAUAUUAGAGUGGCUUUUGUGGAAGCAAGCGAAGGUAAAAGUUAGCAUAGGAGCACUGAGAAUCUCUCUACUAGCAGGAAGAGUAUUUUUCAAGAACUUAACAAUCAUUGAUAAAGACAGAACAAUAACGAUUCUGGAAGGAAGCAUUACAUGGCGAUAUUGGCUCAUAAGAACUAGGAAAUCUGAGUACCGUGUUGCCCAAAUGGCACACGCUUCUGCUGGUAGCUCCGGUAAUUCAGAAGAUGAUACGAAGUUUGACAUCGCUAACUAUAUGGAGAAACAACUUAAACUGCCGUGCCGAUUCUUAUUUGAAUGUGAAGGGUUUGAAAUGUUCAUCUAUAAUCGCACUUACGCCUACGAUAAUAUUGUUAAUGUAUUAUCGAAAGUUGAAAGAGAGAAAUUUGAAAAGUUUAUGGCUGAAAACGAUUUUCUAGAUCCAUCAAGUGAUGGUAGCAGUGACGAUAAAAUUGAGGAAACUUCUUCAGCUACUAAUUCUACAGAUGAAGAAACUAUAGCAAAUGAUCGAACCUUUCAGAAUGAUACUAGAAAAACCUUACCAAGAUACUUAGAGGCUCUGCCCAUUGAGGCUUUAUUGAACAAAGGUUCUAUUUUGAUUGGUAACAAAUUCACUCCAUGUGUGCUAAUACUAAGUUUUGAAAGUGCUGUUGCCCUUCAAGAUGUUGGAGAAGCUCCAUCAAAACUUGAUCUCUAUAGAAUGAAAUAUGAGGUAAGAUUAAAGAAUCUUGAAAUUAUGAUGAAACAAAACAUAGAUUAUGACAAUGAAAAAUCCAGGAAUUUUGAAUUUGAUAAGGGAAAAUUGUCGAGAUUAUGGCAUCGUUUCACCAGGAUAUUCAAGUUAGUCCCAUUUCCUUUCAAAUCCAAUAGAAGAAAAGAACAACCACAUGAUAACUUUAUGCAGAAAUGGAAAGGUUUAUCAAUGUAUAGAAACGAUAUGUUUGGAGAAUUUGAUGAGUUUGAUGAUAUAGAAUUUGACAUAUCAAGCCAUGAAUAUGCAAAGUUUACCAGUUUGCUGAAAAGUCCGCGAGUUACAAUUCAUCAUGAUUAUGAUAUGCCUGGGUGGGUGCCGCAUGGUGCGCAUCCCCCAUCAUCCUAUGCCGACGGUCCGGAUGUCGGCAAUAAUAUGGCACCCCCACAAUAUAUUUUCGAGAUAAACAUAUUUGGGGGUACGGUAUGUUAUGGUCCAUGGGCUCAAAGACAAACAAAUCAUUUACAAAGUUUAUUAUCACCCUCCGUUUCAAGAACUGCAAAACCAAUCAAGAAGUUAAAACCUGGCUCCAAAAGAAUAUAUACGGUACUUAAAUUAACAAUCAACGCUAUGGAGGAUGUUACCUGGAGAAUCCCAACAAGAGAAAGCAGUAAAGAUGUUGAGUUUUUAAUGCAUUAUAAAGAAACAAACGAUGACUAUAGACCAUUCGGUUGGAUAGACAUAAAAGUAUCUAGAGACAGCUGUGGUAUAUUUGAUCUUGCUAUGUGUCCCACAUCCAAAGGUUUUAAAAAUACAAUUGAUGUACAAUUGGUAGACACUGAAAUUCGGUCUAGUGUCAACCAUGAUAUUUUUCUUAAAAGCAAAUCCUUUAGCUUCAAUUGUGAUAUCGGCUACCCAUUAGGCUGGAAUGCUGAAGCUAAUUGGACCAUUAUUAUGGAUUCAAAUCAGUUAGAAUUGUUUCUUCUACGGGAGCACGUCACUCUAAUCGCUGAUACAUUAACAGAUUUUUCAUCUGGAGAGCCUGUACCGUAUGAGCUUUUCAGACCAUUUGUAUAUCAUAUCAAAUGGAACAUGAAAGGGUAUUCUUUCUACUUGAAUGUCAAUGACCAUAAUAUUGUCAAUAAUCCUCUGGAUUUCAAUGAGAAUUGCUACUUAUCCAUUCAUGGUGAUGAUUUGACAAUGAACGUUAUGGUACCAAAGAAAACUAUCACAUCACGUUUUACUAAUAUGACUUACGACAUUUACACUCCAAUGUUUCGUUUGCUGUUAAAUACACCUCCAUGGAAUACGCUAAAUGAAUUCAUGAGAAAUAAAGAAGUUGGUAGAUCACAUGAUUUCAGAUUAAAGGGUUCUUACCUUAUUUAUUCCGAGCUUGAUAUUGACAAUGUUGAUACAUUAACAGUUGAAUGCUCAAGUCGUGGUACUGCACUGCACAUAUACGGAUUUGUUAUUCGAUACUUGAUUAAUGUCAAAAUGAAUUAUUUUGGAGAGUUUUUUCAUUUUGUAACAUCUGAAGAGUAUACAGGCAAUACAAGACCUACUGAUUUGGAAAAUAUUAUUUCAGAAGACAGAAGAGAUGACGAUUUCUCCAGCUAUGAGUCUGUAUCACGAAUAUCAUCUAAUAGCUCUGAUAAGAACCCCAAAGCCAAGAAAAAACAUAGUUUAAAAAAAUCGGAUCUUAAGCGUACAUCAAACGAAACAGAUAUUUGGUUUACAUUCUCCGUUUGGGACGGUGCUUUAAUUCUACCGGAAACGAUUUAUAAUGCAGAUCCAUGUAUUGCUCUACAUUUUGCCGAGCUCAUUGUUGAUCUUAGAAGCUGCAACUAUUAUAUGGAUAUUUUAGCAACCGCCUGUGAUAUAAACCUGAAAAGAUACGUUGGCAAGCGUGCCGAUGAAAUAUAUGAAUAUGUUCAUUUGAAUAAUGGUAAAGAUCACGAAGUACAUGGAACACUUUCUGAUAUUUAUAUUCAUGGUCACAGAAUGUAUGGACUCCCACCGACAGAGCCUACAUAUUUCUGUCAAUGGGAUAUGGACUUCGGCCACUUGAACAUUGAUUCCAACAUGUUUUUCUUGCAAGGUUUGUUUGGUGCCUUUUAUAAAAUCGGUUUUGGCUACAAAGAUCUUGAAAAUAUACUUCUAUAUGAAACGGAAAUUAUUGAUGAUAUGACGUCACUUACAAUAUUCAUUAAUACAAUAGAUAUUAGGUUGAAUGAUGUUGAUACUACGGCACAUGCUGACUUGAAACUGGAAAGAUUUUGUUUUACAUUGAUUGAUUUUGAAAAUGAAAGAUAUUCCAAAAGAAUGGACAUAAAAAUUCCUUCCCUCGAAUUUAACAUUUUUUCAAAUGAAGACAAUGAUUUGAGUCUAUUGAAUUUUAAAGUUGAUAUGAACUUUACAAACUUUGUUCAGAAUCAAGAUUUCAAUAAACACCGCAAAAUUCAAAGAGACUAUAUUGUAUUGAAUGAUGCUCCAUAUCAUAGAUGUGCAUUUUUAUUACCAGAAUCAUAUCAAAAAUCUCGUAUUUAUAAUGAGUUAUUUGGCGCUAUUGCCCCAUCAUCUUCUUUGCCACCGCUUCCUAUUCCAUUAACAGCUGACACUAUAGAGUAUGUUUUGGAAGAUUUGCUGGAAGACUAUAUGGGCUUGUUCGAAGGAAACUAUGAUAUAAAAGAAAGUAGUGUUGAAAAUUUAGAACUUUCUGCUAUCGAGGCUACCAGGGCAAUAACUGGUAUCGGGGCUGAAAGAACUCAUUCAAAUCCAAUUACUUUAUCCGAUUAUGCUGUUGAAUCUGAUAACUACGUUGUAAAAGUUGAAUCAAUAGUAAUUGAUAUAAACCCAGCAUUAUACACUACAAUCGAGAAAUUACUAAAACACAUUUAUGACCAAGAUGCAGUACAAAUUAUUGAUGGCAUUGAGAUUGGUAUUGUCAAAAGACUAAGUAGUAUACACGAUGGUGUGACAACGAUGACUAAUGUUAAGGUUCAGAUUAAGCAUUUCAAUUUGUUCUGGGGGGAGAAGGAGAGUGACAACGUUUCAAUGUUUUUCGACAAGAUGGACUUUGCUUUGACAGAAAAAACAUUGGAACAAAACUCCGAAAAAAAUUUACUAGAGAUGACGGUCUUGGCGAAAAUUAAGGCUGUCAGAUUGACAGUUGUGCAGCAACCAGGAUUAAUUCCGACUCAGGAAAGACCGCCAGCAAUAACAGUUGGCGUGGAAGGAUUUGAAUUCUGGUCCACUGCUAUUGAAAAGCAGGUCAACUCCAUUAGCGUAUCUAGUGCAGAUAUCACGGUUGAUGACGCUCAAGUUGAAUGGUUUUUCAAAUACAUUGUUAGACAAAAGUAUUUUUUUCUGGAUAUGUUGCAGUCUUACAACAGAAUACAGAAUAAUAGAAUAGAGUCACAAAAAGAACUUAUUUCAAGAUUAACAGCCGCUAGUGAGUAUUAUCAAAUUAGUCAUGAUCCUUAUGUCAUUACAAAGCCAGCUUUCAUUAUGAGACUUUCAAGAGGACACGUGAGGGAAAAUAAAAGCUGGAAAAUUAUAACUCGUUUGCGGCAUAUUUUAACAUAUUUGCCCAAGGAUUGGUACCUGAAUGUUGGCCAACCUUUAAGAGAUAGAAAAUUUGACCCAUCACAGGAUGCAAGAAGUAUAUUCAUGUCAAUUUUUUCCAAUUGGAGAAGUUGGGAGUUCUCAGAUGUUGCUAGGUCCUAUAUAUAUGGAAAAUUAUUUUUGAAUGAUCAUGCAGAAAAGAAAAAGCAAUCGUUACAGAAACUGUUCAAACUCAAUAUUGGUAACUUUUUCAUGACAGUGUAUAGUACAAAUUACGAUGUCGACCAUAGUAUUGUUGUUAGCAACGCAAAGCUACUCUUAGAGCUGACUCCAUCGAGCACCGAACCUAAAGAAAACAGUUUGCAAAGAGAGGAACUAAUAGAUAUAAGUGGUACAGUUGAUGUUAUAAAGGGUAAACUAUCAACUAAAUUAUUGAAACUACAGAAACUUAUUCCUAUUUUAACUGAAGGGAGUGAGAAACAACCUGUUAAACCUCCUCAGGAUACUAUACCUAAACCAUUCAAAAUGAAUGCUGCAUUUAUGGUGAAUAGUUGUGACAUACAAUUAGUGAUGGACGCAACAAAGUUAAAUAUGAAUGUAAAUGAUGGUAGGAUCAGUGUUUUGUGGGAGAACUUACAGGAUUCAACUGCACAGGCUGGGUCUGUGGUAUUGUUUUCGAAACAUACCGAAUUAGUACUAAAGCAUAUAAACUCUGUUCUCGCUGAGGGUCGUGUCUCUAAUUUCUAUGCGACAUUUACAACUGAUACAUGGGCACAGCGGCCAACCUACUUAAUCCAUUCAAAAUCAUCUAGUAUACAUUUUAGAACCAUGGCUAAAACCGAAAGAUUAGUAGAAGCUAUAAAGGAUAUAAAAUUAAAGAUAGACCAAAUUAGCGAACAACUAGAGCUUGAAAGAAGACUAACUCAGCACCCUACUGUUUAUGAUCCCAAUAAAAGUAACGUUAUUGCUUCCUGCUUGUUUUCAAAUGUUAGCAUGGACAUUAUGCCUGUUUCUCCAUUCGCAUUAAAAAAUUCAGCAAAACAAAUUGAUUUCUUCUACAACAAAUUUGAUUCUGACUCGUGGCUAAUAAAAUUGAAAGAUACUGAUUUUUUUUUAACUUCUGAUCAAACUAAGGAGCAAUAUAUGAGAUUGUCCAUGAAAAAACUUCAAAUUCGUGUCAAUGUUUCAUCAUCUAAACCAAAGUUAGUGGACAUUAACCUUUCAACUAAUUUAGUAAAACUAACCUUUUCUGAACCAAAAAAUAUUGUCUAUAGUUUUCUGAAAGAUGAACGUGUGGCAUCAGAAAGUGUUCAUUUGUUACAAACAUUGAAACCAUUAUUUUCCAUAUCUGAUGACAAGGAAAGCACACCCCAGUCAUACCAGGAGAAAACAGAAUACUUGUGGUCACUAGAUUCCAGCAUCGAUUACUUUGGUAUUCUUAUCCCAAUGACUUCUACUUAUUACGUCAUGGAAUUUCAUUCAUACGUGAGUUCCAUCUCCAACGCUAACGGUGCACCGUCAGGAAAUUUAGACAUCACGGGACACAUGUCUGUUGAGAAUAUUCUUUUCCUCAUUAAAGAAAGUUCUUUACCCGAUGGUCUUUCAAAAGUAAUCGACAUUGCGGUGAAUGUUUCAACAUUACAGAGAGUUGAUGACAAUAGCCGGUCUAUACAAGUCGAAAGCUCACAUGCAAGAAUAUGUCUUUCACCCGAUUCUUUACUACGUUUACUCUGGGGGUUUAAUCAAGGACAUAAAUUAUCAGAGCAUUACCUCAAGUAUCACUCUAAAUCUUUGUGGCAAUCGUUUGCAAAGAGCGAUGAUAAACAACAAGAUACAAAUUCAAUUAAAAGUAAUGAGACAUCUUUUUUCUCGUCAAUUAAUUCUAUCCACUUUCUAUCGUACAAUCUUUGUGUGGGUUGGCUAUUUGAAUAUGAAUUAGGACCUCCAAAGGGACUUAUUACAGGAUAUAGUAGACUAUUUUCAGCAUAUGAGAAUUGUAUGGGAAAACUUACAGUUAUUGAUUCUUAUUUUGCUGCCGCGCAAGGUAAUACCUCUUCUACUUUUUAUCCUGAAACCAAUGUGAAAGAACUAUUCAAUAGGUUCUACUUACCAAACAUGCAGAUUUUGUUUUGGUGGAAGGUUAUUGAAGGAAUGAAAGACGUUUACGUACGUUUCACUGGUGAGACCUUAGACGUUAAAUACUUGUCAGAUUUUAUGUUAACGAUAGAAUCAACUCUUCAUUCGAUUAAAAUGUUUCAAAAGUUGAAAAAAGAAUUAAUAGUGGAAACACCAAAGCGAGAAGUAGUACAUAUCAAAGAAGACAAGCCUGUUAAUUCUUCUAACAAUAUUUUGAAAAAUAUAAAGUCCGUUAAUUGCCAUUUUAAAUAUGAUGGUGGUACUUACAGUGUCUUUAAUAUAUCAGAUGGAUCAUUAAACCCAACACCUGCAAUUGAAAUUAAAAGUCCGGUAAUAUCUGUUGACGUAUUAUAUAAACAUGAAAAACAGAAUACCAAGCAUCAUUCGAUUAGAUGUUUGGUUAAUAUCGAUCCCACACAUAAUGUUCUCUAUGCCACUUGCGCUCCGCUUGUCAAAAAUUUUGUUGAAGAUGUCAGAAGUAUUUUCGGUAGAUAUGAAUCCGAAAAUAAACAUUCUGAGACAACUCCUACUUCAGUACAAAACAUCGAUUAUGAAAAAUUAUUAGAGGAUUAUGACCUAGCUAUAACUGUGACUUCUGCAAAGCAGCAAUUAAGUUUAAGCUGUGAACCAAAAGCAAAAGUUCAAGCUGAUGUAGGUUUUGAAGCACUUACAGUAUCAAUGACUACAAACCCAUUUGACAUUGACGAGCCUUUGGCUUUUUCAUUUUCAAUCAAAGAUACUAAAGCUUCCAUAAAGCACUUAUUCUCUCGUGAAACUAGCACUUCGUUUGGGGUCGGUUACCUAGAUCUAACGCUGCUGUUUACGCACACGAAUAGGAUUAACACCUAUGGAACAAGUUUGAUAUCAGAUAUUGAUCUGUACUUCAAUGUCAAACAACUACAGAAUUUGUACCUAUUUUUGGACAUAUGGCAAUUGAGUGAGCUGCUCAACCCAGUAACAUCCAGUCAAGAACAGGUUAUUCGAAAAGACAAGAAGAAAUCAGUUGAUAAGCCCAUUCAUAAUGAAAGCCAAUUGCCUUGGUGCUUUACUUUGAUUUUCACUAAUGUAAAGGGUGACAUCGAUCUUGGACCAUCUCUUGGAUUAAUCUCGUUACGGUUAAGUAGAACAUGGUUGGCAACAGAUCACUUCUCUGGAAAGAGGCAAAUUUUACAUGCGUUUGUGGAUGACUUGCUUUUGAUAUCCGAGGGUAGAUUAAGUGGUGUUGUCAAUAUAGAUGGUGCAAGUUGGGUGUCUGAAGUUAUAUGGCUACAGGAUUCUAAGCGUGACAAUAUUCCGCUUGUUGCGCUCUCACUAAAUACUGAUAAAAUUGAAAUUAAAGCAGCUUUUGAUUAUCAUAUGUUCUUAAUUGGUACGGUUAAUAACAUUCUCUUCCAAUUGCAUAGCGAACGUGAUAUGGUAGGAGUUGCCCCCGAUUUACUGAAAGUUUCAUUUUCUUGCGAAGAGAUCAAGCUCUGUUCAACAGCACUUGUUGCUGCCAAUAUCUUGGAUAUUUACAAUACAAUAAUAAGAAUGCGCCAGGACACCAAAAUAUCCUAUAUUGAAACUCUCAAGGAUUCUAAUAUGGAAACAAAUAAGCAAACUCUGGCUUAUAGAGACAUAUUGAAAUCCCUUCAGUUAUUAAGAACCGAUCUGACUGUCAGUAUUUGCUCUUUACAACUUCAAAUUUCUCCUAUAUCAUUAUUCGAUGUUGAAGUUGUUGUCAUAAAUGUUGUAAGUGUGUCUGCUAGAUCUGAAACCCAUUCUGAGGCGAAAUUAACUACAUCUCUAAAUAUGGAAGUUUAUGAUGCAACAUUAUCUCUUUCAACAGCCAAGCAAGAGUUAGAUGAAGAUGCAUUAUCGAAGAUUACUGUUGCUGAUUACAUGACUUAUGCAUCUAAGAUUCGUGGCGGUACAAUUAUUGAGAUACCGAGGAUGGGUGUACAGAUGACAACCUGGCAAGAAGAGAAAAGCGACAUUUUAGAGUAUUUGUACUCCUGUAAAUUCCACGAUAAGGUUGCUGUGAGAUGGAACUUGGGCCCAGUUAACUUUAUGAAGGAGAUGUGGACUACACAUGUGAAGGCUAUUGCCGUUCGUAGGUCUCAAGUUUUAACUGGUUCAUUUAAUGUAAGUGAGAAGGAUGUGGAAAAGCGAAUUAAGGAAGAAGAGAACAUAACAAAGUUAAAUUAUGUACCUGUUGAAGAACCUCAAAUAGAUAUGCCACAGAUCAAGGACCUUGGUGACGCCACCCCUCCUGUUGAGUGGUUUGGUGUUAAUAGAAAAAGGUUUCCCGCAUUCACACAUCAAACAGCAGUUGUACCAGUUCAGAAUUUGGUUUACCUUGCUCAAAAGCAAUACGCGAAAACCCUUGGGAGAUCUAAAUAA
This is a messenger RNA of Nakaseomyces glabratus, 8946 nucleotides long. RefSeq names its product Csf1p (gene CSF1). Gene Ontology annotation, biological process: fermentation. Lineage: Eukaryota; Fungi; Ascomycota; Saccharomycetes; Saccharomycetales; Saccharomycetaceae. The record is from RefSeq and is a predicted model, not a curated record. Gene Ontology annotation, cellular component: membrane.